AUGGAAGAGGAAACCGAAGAUCGUAAGAGAGAAAUCACGUUAACCGAAGAGCUUCCAUCGGAACAAGCGGCCAAACAAGCUCGAUUGAAAGAAGAAAUGGAGCAAGCGAGUCUCAAUGCAUUGAUCCAUGGCUGGAACCCAACAGUUCCCCCCAUCGACCAAGUGGGCAUACGAUUCGCCAAAACCAGCAAAGGGAGCACGACCUCCUCGUGGUUGCCCAAGGACGAGGAAGGUCAGAAUGAACACCAUGAAGGCAAGGAUCAAGGCGAUGCCCCUGGAUGA
Molecule: messenger RNA, 282 nt
Organism: Aphanomyces astaci
Lineage: Eukaryota; Oomycota; Saprolegniomycetes; Saprolegniales; Verrucalvaceae
Exons: 2
Coding region: 1-282 (93 amino acids)
Source: RefSeq, a predicted model, not a curated record